Cooperia oncophora is the source of this 555-nucleotide messenger RNA. The record is from the annotation of a GenBank genome assembly. NCBI's taxonomy places the organism in Eukaryota, Metazoa, Nematoda, Chromadorea, Rhabditida, Trichostrongylidae.
AUGAGUCCGGAUGGCGACCCUGGCACUGGCGUCCGUCAGUGCACACUUCAAGGAAGCAAGAUAUCGGUAGAAAGGGCCAAGCAAAUGAUAACCGAUGUCAUCACAAGAGCAGCUUCACGUCCACCAACCCAGAGUUAUGCCCCGACAGAUGGUCGUGCCAUCACUGUUGAAAUGACUAUACCAGCAACGAAAUGUGGUCUUGUCAUAGGAAAGAUGGGAGAGACGAUCAAACAGCUACAGGAACAAGCCGGUUGCAAAAUGGUUAUGAUACAAGAUUCACAAGAAGUAACUGGACAGUCAAAACCAUUACGUAUAACAGGAGAACCCGACAAGGUUGAACUUGCCAAGCGGUUAGUAACCGAUCUUAUCAAUUCUCGGGAGGAUAAUGGCACUAUACCCCGGCUAUAUUCAGAGCAAGCAACAGCAAAGGGAGAGGUAGUCGUCCCUCGUGCCAGUGUUGGCAUGAUCAUAGGUAAAGGAGGAGAGACCAUAAAACGGCUUGCGAUGGAAACGGGGACGAAAAUACAAUUCAAAGCAGAUGGUACGUUGACUUAG